AUGGGAGAACUUGAGCCUAGACUGGCCCUCCGAGUCCCUCAGCCUGUGACUUUUGAGGUCCAGUCCGCUCCCAUUGUGAUUGCCCCCCUCUCAUCCAACCUCUCUGCGUCUGUGGGAUCCACCGUCUCCAUCACCGACUGCCAACUUUUGCAUGGCGACUGGACCAACGAGGGUGACGAUGGUGAGGAUUUGCACCAUCCCCGAAUCCACCCCAUCCGGCCGAACGAGACUCACCGCAGUUGCGGCGGCAUGGCUGGCGCAUUGGGUCCUAUUACGCUCUCCAGACGUCGCACGGACGGAAUUGAUGGAUAA
Molecule: messenger RNA, 312 nt
Organism: Penicillium oxalicum
Lineage: Eukaryota; Fungi; Ascomycota; Eurotiomycetes; Eurotiales; Aspergillaceae
Exons: 2
Coding region: 1-312 (103 amino acids)
Source: RefSeq, a predicted model, not a curated record